This is a messenger RNA of Coregonus sp. 'balchen', 3329 nucleotides long. The record is from the annotation of a GenBank genome assembly. NCBI's taxonomy places the organism in Eukaryota, Metazoa, Chordata, Actinopteri, Salmoniformes, Salmonidae.
AUGACAGAGGAGGUAAGGCUGUUCCAGAUGGUUGUGUACAGCCCUGUGUUUGUUCUGGGUCUGGUCCUGAACCUCUCUGCACUGAGGAUGUUCUAUCGUAUGAGAGCCAGCUGGACAGACACACACGUCUACAUGUUCAACCUGGCCGUGGCCGACUGUGCCCUCAUCACCUUCCUGCCCUUCAGGAUCUACCACACCUUCUUCACCCUGGACUCUCCAGGCUUCUGUGCUGUUCUGGUUCUGAUCCACUUCACCAACAUGUACGCUAGUAUCUUCACUGUUACAGCUAUAAGUGUCCAGAGAUUCAUUGCCAUUCAGUUUCCCUUCCACUCGGGGAGAAUGUGCUCCAAAAAACAAGUGGCUGUUGUAGUGUGUGUGAUGAUAUGGGUGACUAUUGUGUUCCUAUGUGUGAUAUUCAGGGAGCCCAAUAGGCCUGAACACAGACUGGCCUGCUUUGAGAGAGACUCACAUCCAUUUCCACUGGGCUUCAUUGUGACUCUGGAGAUAUUGGGAUAUAUGGUUCCUCUUCUCACAAUGCUGCUUUGUUCAUGUCAGACGAUCUGCACUCUGCUGACCUACAAGGACAUGCAGUCAUAUGAGCACAAGAGGAAAAGUAUUAGAAUAAUAUCAGCCAAUAUGGUAGUCUUUUUAAUCUGUUACACUCCUAUCCAUAUUGCAUUUUUCAUGAAAUUCUAUGUUGCUUCCAAAGACCCUCUUGACUGCCAACAGUAUAAUUUGAUGCAUAACUUCUAUCAAAUCUCAGAAGGGAUUGCCACAACAAACUGCUGUUUAGAUGCUAUUGGAUAUUUCUUCUUAGUGAAGGAGUUCCGGAAGGAACUGAUUCCAGGGAGGUUAACGAAAAGAGAGAACCAAGAAGACUCUUCAGAGAGAAUUUUUCUCUCUAGAACUGUAUAGGUAUAAAUGGAGAGGAAUUUUCAGCUACUCCAUAUUCUGUUUUCGCCUUGUGAAUGCUGUCACUUGAAGUAUCAUAAAAUAAUUCUGAUGGUUAUACAGAUAUAUAAAUGAUAUACAUAUUUUCCUACUAUCUAGGUGUCUGGUGUUGUCUCUUUCUAACAACUGAAGGGUAGCAUAAAAUGUUGAAAACUGUGCUGCUUUUCUGGACCUAACCUUUUGGCAGGCUAAUGUCUCCCCCAUGUGUUCAGGCUGGUCAUCACAUUUAUGCUAAAAUACAGUACAUUUCCAUUAUUGGAUGAUUGAUAUUGACAUGGUUUAUAUUGAAUAAUCAACAUUGACAUAGUUUAUAUUCGAAAAUUGAUAUUGAAAAGGCAUCUAAAAAUAUAUAUUUUAGACAAUAUAAGUCAGAAUAGAAAUACCCCAUUAUAGUAAUCAUAUACGGUAACAUCGUAGAGAGUAAUAUUAUAUGGAUGGUCUCUGUCCCAGGAGACCACUGUGGUCGUUAAAUAGAGACCUGAUCAAUGUCCAUACUGAUAUUGAUUGUGUAAUUCUACAGUCCUUUGCGCCCUCUGUGCCUGUUUGUGUGUGAGUGUGUGUGAUCUGUAUGUUCGUGUGCUGCGUAGGCAGCCCCCGUGUCUGUGUUGGUGCCUGAAAGCAAACAGAUAGAGCAUUAAACAGAAUUACCUUCUCCUUCUCUCUGUCUGAGGUACCUGAUGAAUAUGUAGGCUAGAGGGCCCUCAAAUUACACCCUGUGUCUUAUAUUAUAUUCAUGAUGUUUACACAAUUCAGCCCUGUAAUUAAUGCAAAAAGACAAGAUGUGGCUGGAAUCUGAAUACACAUAACAGGGCUGUGAGAGUGUGUUAGCCUGCAGUGAGCUUAGAUGUAGGUCAACCCGACAGUGUCUGCUGGGCUGGCAUUGGUCCAAUCCAUUCAUGAAUCAGAUUCAUCACAUGAAUGUGCCCCUGGCUCGGCUGAUUGAUUCUGAGAUUUAUGAAAACAGGUGACGGCCAGUAAGGGAUGUGGUGGCUGAGUUAGGGAGGGCUGCAGGCCUCCAGCACUUCACUGCCGGUGAUGAGGACCCAUCAAGCACUGACAGGCCUCACAACCCCUUUACCUGUCAACAGUUGUGUUGCUGCCUCAUACACUCCCCAGAGAGAGAACGAGAGAGAGAGCGAGAGAGACAAGACUAUUUGAGUUCAUUUCUAUUAUUCAUUCUUUUGGAUGGUUAAUGCUCACAAUAGUCAAAUGCGGUAUUACUCAUUAUGGCAAAGUGGAGGACUGCACUGGACUGCCAUGGCAGAGGGAGAGCCAUGGUUCAGGCCUUAUUUUAUGUCACAGGCCGUUGUCACAGGCCGUUGAUGGAGAAACAGCACUCUCUGUUGGACAGUGGUGGUAUUUUCUAACUACGCCAUGGCUAAACAGAAGUGUACAUUUUAGUCAUUUAGCAGACGCUCUUAUCCAGAGCAACUUACAGUUGCAUACAUUAUUUUUCAUACUGGCCCCCCCGUGGGAAUCGAACCCACAAAUCUGGCGUUGCAAACACCAUGCUCUACCAACUGAGCUACAUCCCUGCCGGCCAUUCCCUCCCCUACCCUGGACGACGCUGGGCCAAUUGUGCGCCGCCCCAUGGGUCUCCCGGUCGCGGCCGGCUACGACAGAGCCUGGAUUCGAACAAGGAUAUCUAGUGGCACAGCUGGCACUGCGAUGCAGUGCCUUAGACCACUGCGCCACUCAGGAGUAUACUAACGCAUUUGACACUCAAUUGAUAGCAAAGUAUUAAAUGUGUAUCUUACAAAUAAAGUUGAAGCAUAGACUAGUAAUUAAUUAUAUACUGUCUAUAUAAAUACUGUUAUCCCCUUAGGAGGUGAAGAAAAACUAAUUAACCAGAGCAAAAACUGUCACAGGUAGAUGGUCAAUGUCUGAGUGGUUUAUUAGAAUAAGAAAGUUGACAGAGAGCAAAGUCUCCAUGCUAAGUGACAGGGUGUGUGUGUGUGUGUCUUGUGCAGUUGCUUGAGGGUGCAUGCAUGUGUUUGUCUGAUGGACAUUUGUGGACACAAGCACACACACUUGCAUGUACUGUACAAAUUUACACGUCUCUACAUCUGUACACACAGAGGCUGUGUCAUGCAGCUACUGCACUUAAAUUACAUUUAAGCAUGGAGAUGAUGUACACACAGGGACACGUGGUGUUUUUUCAUGACAGUGUCCCUGGUCACAGACAGAGACAGACAGCCUCUGGUGAGAGCCACAGGACUGCAGGAGUCCAUCACAGUAGCAGGAGACUCGAAUCUGGAGGAAAAGUGGGAAAGUUAUCUUUGUCAUGAUCGCCAGUCUGUAUCGCUAUCUCCUCUCCUCUUCUCCUCUUCUCCUCCUCUCAGACACGACUCAGGCAUCAGAGUGGGAGCAAAUACUGA